GGAUAUGAGAGUUUUCAACAACCAUGCAUCCCCUUAGAACUUUUGUCAUUUUAGAUUAUUAGGCCCCUAUAAUAAACAACAACCAUUCUUCAUUCAGGUAUGAGAUUCAGUAUCCCCCCUUUUUAACAUCCUAUAGGCAUUAUAAAAGUAGGCCUAGGCCUAUAAUAAUAAAGAGAACUAUACUAGCCUAUAAUAAUGAGGAGAAGAAGAAUGAGCCAAUAACAUUGUUCAGAUGGUAGCCUAUGUCAGUUGUUGCUGAGAUGUAAAAGUGUGUGAUGCAACUUUGGUCAAUGUAUUGUUUAGAUAAGAUUAGAGCAGGCCUUUGAGUCCCAAAAUAUAGUGGUAGGACGGGUGAGGUUCAGAAGUUGAACCUAACAGUCAGCUGAAGUAGAUUUCAUCCUCCACACUCUUGAGACAUUUGCAGUGUAGUGUGAUUAACUAUCUUCAAUGGUAGGCCUAUGUGGAAGUUCAGUAGGCAAACUGUACUGUUUACUGAACGCUGCUCUGCGACGUGACAAAUUAAAGUCUUGAAUUUGGAUACGUGGCAGCUUCUGACCAAUCAGACAUUUUAGAAUUAGGCAGCACACAACCACUGCGCUGCACAAUCGCUGCCAUGCAUUACCCAAUCUCUAUUAGCUAAUAACGAGUGCGAUGUUUCAACUGGCCAAUGGGGAGAUUUGCAGUGCUUCACCGCACCAUAAAACUACAAUGUUUAUUUGCGUACCCCUCUGGUACCCCUGUCGACUUGGUGAAGUGGACCAAUGAAAAAGCAAGAGUGUUCAUACUGCAGUAUCAUUGGACGUCAGACUCCACUCUUGAGGAAGCGGAUUGAUUUUGGGGUGUGCGUGAAGUAAGCGGUCGUUUACAGUGAAGAAUAGGAACCUCCACGGAUCCGGUAUCCGGUUCCGGAUCCGGCAGGAUCUUAAGCAGUGGAUCCGGUAUCCGGCAGGAUCCUAAAAAUCAGGAUCCGGUGCAUCUCUACUUUUAAUGGAGUCUACAGGGUCUACUCUCCUCCCGUAUCAAGGUCACAAGGAUGGAGGUCAGGCCAUUGUUGAUGUGCUUCGCCCUCUGUGUGGUGUAUGCCACCAGUAAACCGACGGAGAAAAAAGAUCGGGUCCACCAUGACGGUCUUCUUAGCAGCAAGGAGCAUGACGAUGCUGAUAAUUUCGAUUAUGACCAUGAUGCCUUUCUAGGAGAGACUGAAGCAAAAACAUUUGAUGACCUUACACCUGAGGAGAGCAAAGACAGGCUUGGUAAGAUUGUGGACAAAAUUGAUGCUGAUGAAGAUGGCUUUGUGACAGAAGCAGAGCUCAAAGCCUGGAUCAAGAAAGCUCAGAAAAAGUACAUCUACGAUAAUGUGGACAGGCAAUGGAGAGACUUUGACAUGAACAACGAUGGCAUGAUUUCAUGGGAAGAGUACAAGAAUGUCACUUACGGUACCUUCCUAGAGGACCCAGACCCUGACGAUGGCUACAACUACAAACAAAUGAUGGCGAGGGAUGAGAGGCGCUUCAAAAGGGCAGACACGAAUGGAGACCACAUUGCCAAUAAGGAGGAAUUCACUGCCUUCCUGCACCCUGAGGAAUAUGAUCAUAUGAAGGACAUUGUGGUGUUGGAAACCAUGGAAGAUAUCGACAAAAAUGGUGAUGGAUUUAUUGACUUGGAGGAAUAUAUUGGUGACAUGUACAAUCAUGAGGAUGAGAUGAAUGAGCCAGAAUGGGUGGCUACAGAGCGUGAGCAGUUUUCUGAAUUCAGGGAUAAGAACAAGGAUGGAAAGAUGGACAAAGAGGAGACGAUGGAUUGGAUCCUUCCAGCCGACUACGAUCACGCAGAGGCAGAGGCAAAACACCUGGUAUACGAAUCGGACUCCAACAAGGAUGGAAAACUUUCCAAAGAAGAGAUCCUUAACAAGUAUGACCUGUUUGUCGGGAGUCAAGCUACAGAUUUCGGAGAAGCAUUAGUAAGGCAUGAUGAGUUUUAGUUUUUUGUUUUAGUGUUUUUUAUUAUUAUUUCUAAAGUUUUAAGUCCUUUUGUUACUGAACAUAUUGUAUUUAAUAUGAGGUCUUGUUGCAGCGUUAUAUUGAUUGAUAUUGAUUUGAUUACUAUUUUGUUUUUUGUUUCUUUUUUUUUAUUUGUGUCUGAAGUUGACAUGUCUGUAGUGUAUGAUUACAAGCAGUGUUACAAUACCUCCAGUGUUAAGAGGAUUGCUGUUUUGUAGAAUUCGGAAAUAGUUUAUAUUUUGAUACACAGAAACCCUGUUUGUUUAUUAGGAUCAUGUAUUUGUAUAUACUUCCAUGUCUUAUAAAUUCCUGUUAUACUUCUGCAUCUUUUCACAUGGUUGACACCUUUUGUAAACAAGAACUCAAUUUGAAGUGACCACUAACAGUGCACUCAUGCCUGCACCACCAUAACACUACAGCAGAAUUCCACAAUUAGCAAUAUUUUCACAAAGCUAUGUACAAUGAAGCCUGAAAAUGGUGACAAAUAAAUUGUAAUAUUUGCCAGGUAUCGUUGCAGAAUUGUCCCAUGCUGAGUGAGCUUGAUAUUGUUUCAAUUCUAUUGUGAUUUUGGGCCUGUGUGCACAAUAAUACAGUCAAUGUAUUUCGGUUAUGAAUAUGGCAUUCUCAAUAAAAACGAACUGCUGAACUUAA
This is a messenger RNA of Engraulis encrasicolus (European anchovy), 2651 nucleotides long. RefSeq names its product calumenin a (gene calua). Gene Ontology annotation, molecular function: calcium ion binding. Gene Ontology annotation, cellular component: endoplasmic reticulum. The record is from RefSeq and is a predicted model, not a curated record. Lineage: Eukaryota; Metazoa; Chordata; Actinopteri; Clupeiformes; Engraulidae. The transcript is spliced from 8 exons. The coding region runs from base 1034 to 1981 and encodes 315 amino acids.